CCAUGGCUCAGAGCUUGAAGGACUUUGCUGGACGGUUGCCUGCUGGCCCUCGUGGAAUGGGCACAGCCUUGAAGUUGCUGUUAGGUGCUGGAGUGGCAGCCUACGGUGUCCGGGAAUCCGUCUUCACUGUGGAUGGUGGUCAGAGAGCAAUAUUCUUCAAUCGCAUCGGAGGAGUUCAGCAGCACACCAUUCUUUCUGAGGGACUGCAUUUCAGAAUUCCAUGGUUUCAGUACCCAGUAAUCUACGAUGUCCGAGCUCGGCCCCGCAAAAUCUCCUCACCAACAGGUUCCAAAGAUCUGCAGAUGGUGAACAUCACCUUGCGUGUUCUGUCACGCCCCAACGCCGCGGAGUUGCCCACCUUGUACCAGCGCCUUGGUCUCGACUACGAAGAAAGAGUCCUACCUUCCAUCGUCAAUGAAGUGCUCAAAAGCGUGGUGGCGAAGUUCAACGCCUCGCAGCUUAUCACCCAGCGAGCUCAGGUGUCUUUGCUUAUCCGGCGGGAGCUGACAGAACGGGCCAAAGACUUCAGCCUGAUUCUCGACGACGUGGCCAUCACAGAGCUGAGCUUCAGCCGGGAGUACACGGCGGCCGUGGAGGCCAAGCAAAUGAAGACAAACUCUCUCCCCGCGUGCACCAAGAGAGACGACAUGCCGUCCCCUCUUGCCACCAUGAGGCAGAAGGGCCUCUCCCCAUCUGAUUCCAUCCUUUAG
Messenger RNA from Gekko japonicus, 710 nucleotides. It is a transcript of the gene PHB2, whose product is annotated as prohibitin 2. NCBI's taxonomy places the organism in Eukaryota, Metazoa, Chordata, Lepidosauria, Squamata, Gekkonidae. The coding region runs from base 3 to 710 and encodes 235 amino acids. The transcript is spliced from 6 exons. The record is from RefSeq and is a predicted model, not a curated record. Gene Ontology annotation, cellular component: mitochondrion; membrane. Gene Ontology annotation, biological process: mitochondrion organization.